AUGAACUUGAUGAAACCGAUCCACGGUGUUUGCUUCAUCUUUUUGGGAUUACUAUCAGCACUAAAAUGUCACACGUUAGAAAGCGACGACCUGAAGCACCUGUCGGACCGAGAAAUAGUAGAAUCGUUGGUAAAGCAAUGGGCUCCCCUGGUAUGGUUGGCACCCAACGAAAAGUACAUGCCGGGGGAUGUGUCCAAGUUUCUUGAGCAUGUCCACGCCGAGGAAGCGAAGGUCGUGACCGUCUAUCCGGGCAGUGAGAUCACGGAGUUCGACGAUCUAAACAGCUACGACAAUGGUAUGACCAACGAGCUUUCCUACUACGAUCCCGUGGUGCAGCAACAGCAGGGACGAUUUCGCAACAAGCGAAACUUCAAGGACUCGUCCACGUCGUUGGAUCUGCUGUUCGACCUGCCCAUCGGGAAUGAGUCGAAAAAUUGGUACCUCGUGACCAACGGCAAUGUCGACGAGCUGAUCGCCGACCAGGAGUCCUUCAUCCACGGGCAGAACCCUCUGAAAGAAGAUGUGCCAAUAUAUGCGGUAAUCAGCACGUGCAGACAGCCGGCACCCGGCAUGUUGCACAUGCCUGACAGUUUGCCAUUCCCUCUGCCAACGACGACGGGCUCGUAUCAGUCCACCAGCCCACCAGUGUUUCAUAGUAUAAAUAAUCAAGAGAAUGAAGUGACAUAUACAGCUAAGGAUCGUCCACCGUACAAGCGCAACCCGUACGCACCGACGCCCAAAAACAUCUUUGAACUGCAACCCAAUCUGCGGCAGGCUGUGGACAAGGUGGAGAAAAGCAUUCGCUUGAUCCGCAGACGACGAAGAGAUGCGCAAGAAGACAGCACACCCACUACUGAGCCGCCACCCCCCGAUCAACCACUUGCAUCGGAUGCAACGGCCAGAAAAGUCAUCGUUGAGUCAUCGGCUCCUGGCAUACGGGACAACACUAUCCAAUACGGUGCGGAUGAGUCAAUCGAGAAUGCGUCUCCUAGCGAAGAGAACGAGGAAUGGGAAACCAUUACUGAGCGCAGACAUGACAAAGCACGCUAUCCGGACGACGGCUCCUCGCAGUAUCCUCACUUCCACGUCACCUAUUGGAUGUUCUAUCCCUACAGUCAGGGAAAAGUGAUCUGCACCAUUGAUUUGGGACCAUUCGGACCAUGGCCGAUACCACUGCUAUUUGGUAUGUGUCUCGGCACCAGGAAGGAGUUUGGAAGUCACGUUGGCGACUGGGAACACAUGAGCCUUUCUUUUCGUGGAAGACGUGAGCCCGAUGAGAUGUACGUGUCAGCGCACGAUGCAGGUGCAUUCUACUCAUACGAACGUCUGACAGGAACGUUCGAGUAUCAUAGUCAAGAGACGAGAAAAGGCAUUCUCCAGCAACCAACCUUCCCCAAGACCGUCAUCACUUCCGGCAAUCAUCCGGUACUGUUUGCUGCCGAAGGUUCCCACGGUUUAUGGACGGCACCAGGAAAGCAUAAGUUCGUGCGCGUACCACGCCUGUACGACAUCAAUGGAUUCGGGAUGCCUUGGUCUACGUGGAGAAACGUGGAGCUCAUUCACGAGAAUGAAGCCAAAGGACGCAGCGCGUUGCGACCCAAUUGGAUGAAGUUCAAUGGCCGGUGGGGUAAUCCGAAAACAAAAUGCCACCCCCUGAAACGUAUCGGGUUGCACAUUUGUGAGCUAACGGAUGGACCUACGGGAAUUCCACGCAAAAAGCACCACUUUAAGUGUAAAGCACGAUAGGCUCCGCACC
Anopheles aquasalis is the source of this 1756-nucleotide messenger RNA. RefSeq lists its product as uncharacterized. Lineage: Eukaryota; Metazoa; Arthropoda; Insecta; Diptera; Culicidae. The record is from RefSeq and is a predicted model, not a curated record.